CUCUUCUAUUCAAGUUGUCAAUGGUAGGGGAUAGCAUUGUGGAGAGCAGGCCACACAAAAAACUGAACUUUUUUGUGGUCUAAAAGAUGAUAACGAAUGUAUGAGAAUAAUUUAAUACUAGCUUUUAGUUAAUAAAUAAAUGGAGCAAGAGGGGGGACUCCACUGAGAACAUCACUUGGAAAACAUUUACUUUAUUUUAUUCGUGAUUCUUUUUUAUUGUAUUUUCUAAGUGAUCUUGGACUGACAUUCUUUGUCGAACACCAAAAACAGAUUUUAUUUGAGAUUCCCUAGCUUUUCUAUAUCUGCCAUCAAUCUCUGGCUUGAUUUCAUGUGAAUUUGGUGUUUAUUUGGUUUUGGGAGAUAUGGAGGAAGGUUUGUUACUGAAGGCAAGAGAAGAAACAGAUGGUGGGAAGAAAAGCUUAACGUGGGUUGUGUUUGUGGAAGAAGCAAAGAAGGUGGGCUACAUUGCAGGGCCUAUGGUGGCCGUAAACUUCUCUCUGCAGCUCAUUACAGUCAUCCCUCUGAUGAUGGUGGGUCACCUAGGUGAACUUGCUCUUUCUAGCACUGCCAUGGCUACCUCUCUUUGUGGUGUUACUGGCUUCAGUCUUCUUGUAGGACUGGCAGGUGGACUAGAAACUCUAUGUGGACAAGCUUAUGGAGCACAACAAUAUCGAAAACUUGGAGUUUAUACUUACAGUGCAAUGAUCUCUCUUACCUUAGUCUGUAUUCCUAUAUCUUUUGUAUGGAUUUCAAUGCAAAAACUACUCACUUUUAUAGGACAAGACCCCAUAAUCUCACAUGAAGCAGGGAGAUAUGCAGCAUGUUUGAUCCCAGGUCUUUUCGGUUAUGCAAUUCUCCAGCCAUUAAUGAAAUUUCUUCAGACCCAAAGUUUGAUUAUUCCCAUGCUAUUAAGUGCUAUUACUACUUUAUGUUUCCAUAUUCCUCUUUGUUGGGUUUUUGUAUUUAAGUUCGGGUUUGGAAACAUUGGAGCUGCAUUUGCAAUUAGUAUAUCAUACUGGUUCAAUGUUAUCUUUCUCGGAACAUAUGUUAAGUUUUCUCCCUUGUGCAAAUCAACUCGAGUGCCGUUCUCAAAAGAGGCACUUCAAGGAAUUGGAGAGUUUUCAAGACUUGCAGUUCCUUCCGCCAUAAUGGUUUGUCUUAAGUGGUGGUCGUUCGAAUUGAUGAUUCUGUUAUCCGGCCUUUUACCUAAUCCUCAACUUGAAACUUCAGUGCUCUCUAUAUGUCUCACAACUGUCUCACUGCAUUCCAAGAUACCAUUUGGAAUUGCUGCUGCUGCAAGCACUCGAGUUUCAAACGAAUUAGGUGCUGGGAGACCGCAAGCUGCACGUUUAGCAGUCAUCACCGUUAUGAUUAUGGCGGAUACUGAGAUGGGUAUAGCAAGUUCGGCACUUUUUGUGUGUCGUUACGUUGUGGGAUAUGCUUACAGCAAUGUAAAGGAAGUGGUAGACUACAUGGAAGCUAUGGCUCCGCUAAUCUGUUUCUCGGUCAUCUUGGACGGCCUACAAGGUGUCCUUACAGGUGUUGCUAGAGGAUGUGGAUGGCAGCAUAUAGGUGCUUAUGUGAACUUAGGUGCAUUUUACAUUGGUGGAAUUCCAACAGCUAUAUUGUUAGGUUUUGUUCUACAUUUAAGAGGAAGAGGGCUUUGGCUGGGGAUUAUGGCUGGCACUAUUAUUCAAACAACUAUACUUUCAACUAUUACAGCUCGAACUAAUUGGGAAAAACAGGCGAAGAUAGCCAGGGACAGAAUAUUUCAGUAGAAGAUUGUAUUUUAUUUUUGAGAACUACCCAAGUAGAAAGUGGACUGAAACAAAAUUCUGGACCGAUUGUUGACUGUGAUUAACACUAAAAAAUGUGAGAAACAUUUGUCCUGUGAGGCGGCUGUGACCGAUAGAUACAUGACAAAAGAAAUAUUUGGCCUGAAUUCAGAUAUAGCACUGCUUGUAUAUAUCUUAUGGAAAUGAGGAGGAGAUUCCUGUUUUCAGUAGCUUUAUUGAUUGAAAAAAUGGCUGUUUGUUUGUA
Molecule: messenger RNA, 2040 nt
Organism: Papaver somniferum (opium poppy)
Lineage: Eukaryota; Viridiplantae; Streptophyta; Magnoliopsida; Ranunculales; Papaveraceae
Product: protein DETOXIFICATION 14-like
Exons: 7
Coding region: 363-1778 (471 amino acids)
Biological process (GO): xenobiotic detoxification by transmembrane export across the plasma membrane
Cellular component (GO): membrane
Molecular function (GO): xenobiotic transmembrane transporter activity; antiporter activity
Source: RefSeq, a predicted model, not a curated record